Molecule: messenger RNA, 2118 nt
Organism: Ochlerotatus camptorhynchus
Lineage: Eukaryota; Metazoa; Arthropoda; Insecta; Diptera; Culicidae
Product: protein RFT1 homolog
Exons: 4
Coding region: 224-1927 (567 amino acids)
Biological process (GO): glycolipid translocation; dolichol-linked oligosaccharide biosynthetic process
Cellular component (GO): endoplasmic reticulum membrane
Source: RefSeq, a predicted model, not a curated record
ACAAAUCGAUGAACACGUCAAACAUGAAGUAAAAAUAAAUAGUAUAGAAAGAGUACAAUUUUCGCUUUACACAAGAUUUACCUUGUGAUUGCAAAUGAAAACGAAUCUCUAGUUUAGGAGAGAGCACUACACAAUGUAAUACUUAGGACUGUACCGAAAACUAAUUGCAAACACAACUUCAAGUAACUCUAGGCUUUGAGGUGUCUUAAAGUAAUAGCAAAAGAUGGGACGAAAUAUUCUCGCGAGUAGUUUGCAAAAUGCAUCCUUCAGUAUCAUAUUUCAGAUUUUUUGCAGAUGCAUUACCUUUGCAAUCAAUGCCUUCAUUGUGAGGAGUGUUGGGCGAGAGGUACUGGGGAUAACCAAUGUUCGAUUGCUUUUACUGGAAAGUACAUUGUUGUUCCUAUCCAAAGAGGCUAUUAUCCGUGCCGCAUUAAGUUCACGGCACAACAAACAAUGCACUUGGGCACAAUUGAUUAAUCAACUCUGGAUCACGGUUCCGAUAUGCUUCGUCCUAGCGAUGCCAUGCUUGUAUAUUUGGUUGAAUUGGCUAUCGACUGUGGAUGAACACUAUUACGUGCAGUAUCGUUUCGGUUGUUUUGCAAUAGCAUUUGCUUGCGUUAUCGAACUUACGGCCGAAUCACCGAUCUUCGUUUCUCAAGUCUUCUGCUUCGUGAAGCUUAAGGUUGUGAUGGACACCGGACAUAUCUUCAUCCGUUCGCUUGUUUUUAUAGUGCUGGUUUUGUGGAACAAAAGCAUUACGAUUUACGCAUUCGGGAUAGCACAAAUUAUAAGCGCAAUAACAAUUAUAGUUGGGAACUAUGCGUUCUUCCACUUGUACAUACCACGUCUGAUGCAAUAUCGGAAGGAGAUGAAACGGGUCGAUGAUAAGUAUGAGUUGCGGAAAACGUUCGGAAACUACUACGAAAAUAUGGAAGACUUCCCAUUUACAUCUAUAAGAGAAAUGAUGCCUGGAGUUUUGCCGAAUUCGAAUUCCGCCUUCAAUACAGAUCUACAAAAGCUAGUUCUAAGCUUUGCCAAGCAAGGCGUCCUGAAGCAGGUUCUGACCGAAGGUGAAAAAUAUGUGAUGUCGGUUAGUCCCGUAUUGACCUUUAGUGAGCAGGCAACCUACGAUGUUGUAAACAAUAUGGGCAGCCUGGCUGCUCGAUUUAUCUUCCGGCCGAUAGAGGAUAGCAGUUACUUCUAUUUCACUCAAACAAUAGCCCGGGAUGUGAAGCUGCUGGACCAGAACCGCGCGAAAGUAAACGAAGCCUGCCAAGUGCUAUCGUAUGUAUGCAAAACGGUAACCUCGAUCGGAUUAGUUGGGUUUGUUUUCGGCCAAAGCUAUUCUGGCACCCUGCUGUUGCUUUACGGUGGAUCUGAAUUUGUGGAAGGAGGCCUACCGGAGCUGUUGUUGCAAUGGCACUGUUUGGCAAUUGUGCUACUGGCUGUGAACGGCGUUACCGAGGGAUACAUGUUUGCAACAAAUACUUCCAAGCAGAUUGACACCUACAACUACUACAUGGCAUUCUUCUCAGUAGCGUUUCUUCUACUUUCCUAUCAGCUAACGAACUGGUUUGGUCCUGUCGGAUUCGUGUUGGCUAACAUUUGCAACAUGAGCUUCCGGAUAAGUUACAGCUUGUAUUAUAUUCAAAACCAUUAUAGGGUCAUAGGACGUGAUCCAUUGUUUAGCUUUCUACCGGGACCACUUUUCCUCACUGUAUUAGCAAUAGGCGGUUUUAUUUGUAAGCUUUCUGAGUCUUAUUUUUUCGGCCGAUCGAUCUUCUACCAUAUCCUGAUCGGAAUGUUGUGCACCAGUGUAACUUUGCUAACGUGGAGUUUUGAAAAUCGAGAGCUUCUACGAACCGGCCUGGCUAAAUACAAGGAAAGAAAACUGAGUUUGACGAACGAUUCGAAUUUAAUUAACUGACGCAGUUAAUUUGACCACCUUAGUUGAAAUACCUAGAAAAGCGUUUGUGUGAUAUACCAAAGAAGACAACUGCACCAUUCUUAUUUUGGUUUGAUCCAAUUUGCGUGCAAUGCAGCAUUUUUUUAAGUUAUUGUUUAAAAAGUCUCUCCAAUCCAGUGCUGGAAAUAAAGCAAGCUAGUUCGUGUACCUAA